GCAUGCAUUGAUUCGCUAACAUUCGCUCUAAAGACUUGCGCCAGCCUUCUGUGGUCAAGUAGUUUGCUGCUCUGAUUUGUUGUAAUAAAAUUUUAGCUGAAAGGAUACUUAAAACCCCCGAGUUUAUCAGUUUCGCGUUAAAGGAUUAAAAACCAAAAAAAUUAAAAAUUCAAAACGUGCCGUGAGAGUUUUUCGCAAUUCAGCUAAAUUCUAGACGCAAUCAGUUCAGUUCAGGAACGAAUCUCCUUCGCCAGGCAAUUAAGCAGUGAAAGUGCUAUACAUUUCGAGUGCUUAUUUGCAAAGUAUUUAACAAAACAAAACAAAAUCUAUAACAAAAGUAUACAAAGUGCUUCAACUUUGCAUAAAUUUUGAAAGAAUCAAUUCUUUUUUGUAAACCAAAACAAAAACCAACACAAAACUCAAGCAAAAUGAUGGCCGUAGCAGCUGCCCAAAAGAACCGCGAAAUGUUCGCCAUUAAGAAGUCCUACAGUAUUGAGAAUGGUUAUCCAUCCCGUCGCCGCAGUCUUGUCGAUGAUGCACGCUUCGAGAGCCUGGUGGUCAAGCAGACCAAACAAACUGUGCUCGAGGAGGCGCGCAACAAGGCAAAUGAUGCCUCGCUGGAGGAGUGCAUUCAGCAGGCGAAGGGCGAGCAUGUGCCCGCCGAGCAAAAUGUCGAGCUGCAGGACGAGCAGCCCAACUUGGACAACUUGGGAGCUGGCCGUUGAGGAUGAAUAUGUUUCAGUCGAAAAUAUUGAAACUGAAGCAGCAAUUGAAAACAGCGCUGAGCAGCCAGCCGAUGAUGAUGAAAAGCCCAAGAACGAUUAUGGCCUCACCGAGGACGAGAUUGUCUUGGCCAACGCCGCCUCCGAGUCCCCCGAGGCUGAGGCUGCCAUCCAGAGCGCCGCUUUGGUUGUGCGCCUCAAGGAGGGCAUCUCAUCGCUGGGCCGCAUCCUCAAGGCCAUCGAGACGUUCCACGGCACCGUGCAGCAUGUGGAGUCGCGUCAAUCGCGCAUCGAAGGCGUCGAUCACGAUGUGCUCAUCAAGCUCGACAUGACCCGUGGCAAUCUGUUGCAACUGAUUCGCUCGCUGCGCCAAUCGGGCUCCUUCAGCAGCAUGAAUCUGCUGGCCGAGAACAACAUCAGCGUGAAGGCUCCAUGGUUCCCCAAGCAUGCCUCUGAGCUGGAUAACUGCAACCAUCUGAUGACCAAGUACGAACCCGAUUUGGACAUGAACCAUCCCGGAUUCGCCGACAAGGUUUACCGUCAGCGUCGCAAGGAGAUUGCCGAGAUUGCUUUCGCUUUCAAGUACGGAGAUCCAAUUCCACACAUCAACUACACCGAUGUGGAGGUCAAGACCUGGCGUUCGGUCUUCCGCACCGUUCAGGAUUUGGCCCCCAAGCAUGCUUGCGCCGAAUAUCGUGCCGCCUUCCAGAAGCUCCAGGAUGAACAGAUCUUUGUCGAUCAUCGUCUGCCCCAGCUCCAGGAAAUGUCCGACUUCUUGCGCAAGAACACUGGCUUCUCGCUUCGCCCAGCUGCUGGUCUGUUGACCGCUCGCGAUUUCCUCGCCUCGCUGGCUUUCCGCAUUUUCCAGAGCACACAGUAUGUGCGUCACGUCAACUCACCAUACCACACACCCGAGCCCGAUACCAUCCACGAGCUCUUGGGUCACAUGCCGCUGCUGGCCGAUCCCAGCUUCGCCCAGUUCUCACAGGAGAUUGGUCUGGCCUCGCUGGGCGCCUCCGAUGAAGAAAUCGAGAAGCUCUCCACGGUCUACUGGUUCACUGUUGAGUUCGGUCUCUGCAAGGAACACGGUCAGGUCAAGGCCUACGGUGCUGGUUUGUUGAGCGCCUACGGCGAGCUGUUGCACGCCAUCAGCGACAAGUGCGAGCAUCGCGCCUUUGAGCCCGCUGCCACUGCUGUGCAGCCGUAUCAGGAUCAGGAAUAUCAGCCCAUCUACUAUGUGGCCGAGAGUUUCGAGGAUGCCAAGGAUAAGUUCCGUCGCUGGGUCAGCACCAUGUCGCGUCCCUUCGAGGUGCGCUUCAAUCCACACACCGAGCGCGUCGAGAUCUUGGAUUCGGUUGACAAACUGGAGACACUCGUCCAUCAGAUGAACACUGAAAUUCUGCAUCUCACCAAUGCUAUCCAGAAGCUGCGGCGUCCAUUCUAAAAACAGCUUAAAAGCGUGAACAUUUCCCCCUACAAAAAAAAAACAUCGUUCUCAUACACAGGUGCAACGGUCUCAUUUUAUACAAAUUAAUUUUAAAUUGACAUACCCCACACACACUCACACAAAAUAUCGUAUUGAAAGCACCGCCACUUUUUUGUUUAUUUAAUUUUUAUUCCCCCCCACCACUUUUCUGUAUUAUUCACACAUUAAUUUUUGUUCAGUUUUCGUCUCUUUCCUCCCCCUCACAUAUAAUUCACUUUUGUGCAUUGCAUAUUUAUUAUUCCCAACUAAAUAUUAUUGGACCAAAAAAUCUUUAGACUUUUAAGUGAUGUGAAAAAAACAAAGCAAUCAAAGUUAAAAAAAGGACCUCAAGGUUCAUCAUACACUCAUCCACACACAAACACACACACACAAGCAACCGCUGUAUACUCAGCCACGAAUUUGUUUUUGUAUUAUUUUUGUUUAAUAAUUAAUAAUUACAUAAAAUACAUAGAAGUGAACGCGAUAAAAGUAUUCAAUCGGUAACUGAACAGUUGGCCCUAUAUAUAACUAUAUCUAUUUACAAUAUCUUACACUUAUCCUUAUAGAAAGUGUAUUUUUUGCAAACAACAAACAACAAUUGAACAAGAUUUUUGCUUACAUUGUACAAUAACUGGAAACGACAAUAUUACAAUUGUGUACUAUUAUUAUUAUCUAUUAUUAUUAUUUUUAUGACUAUUAUGUAUUGUAUUGUAGGUAUGUAGAGUUUAUUAUUAUUUUUUACUUAAGUUUUGUGUAUUAAUAAAGUUUAAAAUACAAUUGAAAAAUAA
Molecule: messenger RNA, 2975 nt
Organism: Drosophila nasuta
Lineage: Eukaryota; Metazoa; Arthropoda; Insecta; Diptera; Drosophilidae
Gene: ple
Product: tyrosine hydroxylase ple
Exons: 7
Coding region: 499-2166 (555 amino acids)
Biological process (GO): dopamine biosynthetic process from tyrosine
Cellular component (GO): perikaryon; axon; cytoplasm
Molecular function (GO): iron ion binding; tyrosine 3-monooxygenase activity
Source: RefSeq, a predicted model, not a curated record